This is a messenger RNA of Chaetomium fimeti, 801 nucleotides long. Its product is annotated as Pyruvate/Phosphoenolpyruvate kinase-like domain-containing protein. The record is from RefSeq and is a predicted model, not a curated record. Lineage: Eukaryota; Fungi; Ascomycota; Sordariomycetes; Sordariales; Chaetomiaceae. Gene Ontology annotation, cellular component: cytoplasm. The coding region runs from base 1 to 801 and encodes 266 amino acids. Gene Ontology annotation, molecular function: aldehyde-lyase activity. The transcript has 5 exons.
AUGGACGCGAGCCCCAAGAUGUUGAGAUCCAACCGGCUAAAGCAGGUCUUCGAUGAAGGCAAGCGCCCCGCUUGGGGCUUCUGGCAGGUGCUGCCCGGGGCCAACAUGUCGAGGCUUCUUGCAAGGUCAGGGGUGGACUGGGUGAUAGUCGACUGCGAACACGGCAAUAUUGAUGAUGGCGCGAUGCACGACGCGGUCCCUGCCAUCGCGGCGGAGGGAGUUUCCCCUAUUGUUCGCCUGCCAGACACCCAGCCAUGGAUGGUGAAGCGCGCACUGGAUACCGGAGCACACGGGAUCCUGGUUCCUCUCAUUCGGACCGUCGAAGAGGUCAAGAAUCUGGUUGCUGCGGCCAAAUUUCCGCCGCAGGGACAGCGAGGAUUUGGCUCCCCGUUGGCAAUUCAGACCUUCGGGUCUGGUUUGAGCCCGACAGAGUAUCUGCAGCAGGCGAAUGACAGCCUCUUGACAAUGGUGCAGAUCGAAACUCGGGAGGCGCUAGAGGCGGUGGAAGAGAUAGCGCCGCUUGUUGACGUCGUGUUCGUUGGACCCUUCGACCUUGGCAACAGUAUCGGCCAUCCAAUCUUGGGCAGCAAGAUGGACCCAGAGCUCCACGAAGCUGUCGCGAGGAUCUUCAAAGCCACCGUGGCGGCUGGCAAGAAGUGCGGUAUUUACUGCGGUUCCGGAGAACAGGCGAAACAGUAUGCGGAUAUGGGGUUUCACAUGGUCACUGUCGCAGCCGACUACCUUGCCCUAGCCGGCGCAUUGGCUAACUCGCUCGCCAUCGCUCGGGGCGAGGGGAAGUGA